UGAAAUUUCUGAUUAUAAUUGUUCGGCCCUGAUUAUUUGUGUGUUUGGGGGACUUUGAGAAGUGAGAAGCAUCCACUCCAACGAGAGACAUGGAGACUGCCAUAUGUGGGAGAUUAGCUCUCGCACCAAGCACUCUCUUCAAUUCUAAAUCAGGGGACAAACAUUCUAUCUCAAAAGGACCAUGUCUGAAUCGUGGCCUUCUCAUGGCCAUGUCUACGUCCGCAAUGGGUAAAGGAGGUGGUGUGUUGGACAAACCAAUUAUAGAGAAAACAACUCCUGGUCGUGAAUCCGAGUUUGAUUUGAGGAAAUCAAAGAAGAUGGCUCCACCAUACAGAGUGAUACUACACAACGAUAACUUCAACAAGAGAGAAUACGUGGUUCAGGUGUUGAUGAAGGUAAUACCAGGCAUGACUGUAGACAACGCAGUUAACAUCAUGCAAGAAGCCCACAUCAACGGUUUGGCUGUUGUGAUCGUCUGUGCUCAGGCCGAUGCAGAGCAACACUGUAUGCAGCUGCGCGGCAACGGUCUUCUCAGUUCCGUUGAACCUGAUGGUGGAGGCUGCUGAGACUAAUUUUAAAUUCGUAUAGAUUUUCCAUCUUCCAGGACUCUCUAUUUAGUAAAAAAAAAAAAUAUGCCCUUCGAUGUAUAUAAAUAUCAGAAAUUUGGUACAAGACUGUUACUAUAUGCAAUGAACCUUGCCUUUUAUAGGUCUUUUGUUGA
Eutrema salsugineum is the source of this 721-nucleotide messenger RNA. RefSeq names its product ATP-dependent Clp protease adapter protein CLPS1, chloroplastic. The transcript has 3 exons. Gene Ontology annotation, biological process: proteolysis; protein catabolic process. The record is from RefSeq and is a predicted model, not a curated record. Bases 90 to 566 code for a protein of 158 amino acids. NCBI's taxonomy places the organism in Eukaryota, Viridiplantae, Streptophyta, Magnoliopsida, Brassicales, Brassicaceae.